Messenger RNA from Closterium sp. NIES-65, 1086 nucleotides. The record is from the annotation of a GenBank genome assembly. NCBI's taxonomy places the organism in Eukaryota, Viridiplantae, Streptophyta, Zygnematophyceae, Desmidiales, Closteriaceae.
AUGCGCAGCAAAGUACCCCCAGGCUCGUCCUCUCCUCGUCCUCACGUGCAGGUGGAUAACCACGGGCGAAUUAACUCGCCCAGUGAUGACAUCUGUGUAGCCUUGGCGAAGAACGCGAGCAAGGUGGGAAGUCCUACCGUGGCCUCCGGUGCGGCUAAGAAGAAGGCGAAGAAGGCGCCGAAUCCUGACGACAUCGUCGUGAACGAGACUCUGGGCAGCGACGAUGAGUACGCGGCGGCGGCGGGCCCGAUUCCCACGUUCCCUCAGAAGGUCACGCCGAAGGACCCCACCCUCCAUAAUCCCAACACCCGCCCACCUUCCCCUUGCAGCAAGGACACUAUGAGGAAGCGCCGCAGUUGGACCGUGUGUGAGAAGCUUAAGUGGGCGCGCCGCUAUCCGGAGCUCGGCUCCUUGAAGAAGACGAGCGUGGAGUCAACCGCGUCCAUCGCUUGCAUCAGACGCUGGAGAAUCGUGGUCCAAGCACAGGACAACGGGUGGAUGGACGAGAGCGCUGUGCAGACCUGGCUGUCCAAGGAGGUGCUGCCCCAUCUGAACCCCCAGCGCGGCCAGAACGCGAGGCGUGCAAGGCUGGUGUUGGACUCCUACCGCGGUCACAUCACCCAGACCAUGCUUCAGUCGUACCGCACGCACAGUAUCACCCCUGCAGUCAUCCCAGCGGGUUGUACGAGCCAGAUUCAACCCCUGGACGUCUCAAUCAACCGGUGCUUCAAGGCUGUUGUGCGAGCGCGCUACGCCAGGUGGUUCAUGCGUGAGGGGAUUCACCUGAAGACGAAGAAGGGGAACCUGCGGAGGCCGCCCCACCCCGUGGUGCUGCAGUGGAUCGCGGAGGCUUGGGAUCAAGUCCCCAAGCAGAUCAUCAUCCACGCAUUCCGCCAGUGUGGGAUCUCAAGCAAGCUGGACGGAACGGAGAACCACCUGGUGAUGUCUCACCUGCGCGCCAGGAGCACCACUGAUGUCUCAGCGGACAUGUCCCUCGGGGGGACCACAGGCGACAACACGCGCCUGCUCAGUCGGGCUCCAGAGGAGGAGGAGGAGGAGGAGGAGACGGCUAGGCAUGCCUGGUGA